AAUAUUCACAGGAUGACGAGUGGAAUAUCCAUGCCCUGCGUCCAGGCUCAGUAUGGAUCAUCACCUCAAGGAGCUAGUCCUGCUUCCCAGAGCUACAGCUACCACACGGCCGGAGAGUACAGCUGCGACUUCCUAACUCCCGAGUUUGUUAAGUUUAGCAUGGACUUGACCAACACCGAGAUCACAGCCACCACUUCACUCCCGAGCUUCAGCACAUUCAUGGACAACUACAACACUGCAGGCUACGACGUUAAACCGCCCUGUCUGUAUCAGAUGCCCCACUCUGGAGAGCAGUCCUCCAUCAAGGUGGAGGACGUCCAGAUGCACAACUACCACCACCAGCAGGGCCACCUGCCCCCCCAGUCAGAGGAAAUGAUGGCUCACUCUGGGCCUAUGUAUUUCAAACCCCCCUCGCCUCAUGCCCCGAGCACACCAAACUUCCCAGUUCAGCCCAAUCACAUGUGGGAGGACCCGGGCUCCCUGCACAGUUUCCACCAGAACUAUGUCGCGGCCACGUCUCACAUGAUCGACCAACGCAAGAACCCGGUGUCGAGGCUGUCGCUGUUCUCCUUCAAGCAGUCCCCGCCCGGCACCCCGGUGUCCAGCUGCCAGAUGCGCUUCGACGGCCCGCUGCACGUGUCCAUGAACCACGACAACCCGGGCGGCCACCGGGGCCUGGACGGACAGAGCUUCGGGGUGCCCAUCCGGAAGCAGUCGGGCCUGGCCUUCCCUCACUCCCUGCAGCUCGGACACGGCCACCAGCUUGUGGACAGCCAAAUGCCAUCGCCCCCGUCCCGAGGAUCUCCGUCAAACGAGGGUCUGUGUGCGGUGUGUGGGGACAACGCAGCAUGCCAGCAUUAUGGAGUGAGGACCUGCGAGGGCUGCAAAGGAUUUUUCAAGCGCACCGUCCAGAAAAAUGCAAAAUAUGUGUGUUUAGCAAAUAAAAACUGUCCUGUUGACAAACGCCGAAGAAACCGUUGCCAGUUCUGCCGUUUCCAGAAGUGCAUGGUCGUCGGAAUGGUGAGAGAAGUGGUCCGAACGGAUAAUCUCAAAGGUCGGAGAGGACGCCUACCAUCCAAACCCAAAAGUCCCCAGGAGCCCUCACCCCCCUCGCCGCCUGUGAGCCUCAUCAGCGCACUGGUUCGGGCCCAUGUGGACUCCAACCCCUCCAUGUCUGCUCUGGACUAUUCACGAUUCCAGGCAAACCCUGACUACCAAAUGACUGGAGACAACACUCAGCACAUCCAACAGUUCUACGAUCUCCUGACGGGCUCCAUGGAGAUCAUCCGGGGCUGGGCGGAGAAGAUCCCCGGCUUCUGUGAUUUACCGAAGCAAGAUCAGGAUCUGCUCUUCGAGUCCGCAUUCCUGGAACUUUUUGUCCUGCGGCUGGCAUACAGGUCCAACCCAGUGGAAGGCAAGCUUAUUUUUUGUAAUGGAGUUGUGUUACACAGGCUACAGUGCGUCCGUGGCUUUGGAGAGUGGGUGGACGCCAUCGUGGAGUUUUCCUCAAACUUACACAGCAUGAACAUAGACAUCUCAGCCUUCUCCUGCAUCGCAGCUCUGGCCAUGGUAACAGAACGACACGGGCUCAAGGAACCCAAGAGAGUCGAGGAUCUCCAAAACAAGAUCGUCAACUGCCUCAAAGACCAAGUGACGUUCAGUGGCGGUGGAUUGAAUCGUCCCAACUACUUGUCAAAACUCUUGGGGAAGCUCCCCGAACUGCGCACACUCUGUACCCAAGGUCUGCAGCGUAUCUUUUACCUAAAACUAGAAGACCUAGUCCCUCCGCCAGCAAUAAUUGACAAACUUUUCCUCGACACCCUGCCUUUCUGA
Molecule: messenger RNA, 1833 nt
Organism: Limanda limanda (common dab)
Lineage: Eukaryota; Metazoa; Chordata; Actinopteri; Pleuronectiformes; Pleuronectidae
Gene: nr4a2a
Product: nuclear receptor subfamily 4, group A, member 2a
Exons: 7
Coding region: 13-1833 (606 amino acids)
Biological process (GO): dopaminergic neuron differentiation; regulation of transcription by RNA polymerase II; cellular response to corticotropin-releasing hormone stimulus
Cellular component (GO): nucleus; transcription regulator complex
Molecular function (GO): nuclear receptor activity; nuclear glucocorticoid receptor binding; zinc ion binding
Source: RefSeq, a predicted model, not a curated record